Molecule: messenger RNA, 2821 nt
Organism: Notothenia coriiceps (black rockcod)
Lineage: Eukaryota; Metazoa; Chordata; Actinopteri; Perciformes; Nototheniidae
Product: NHL repeat-containing protein 2-like
Exons: 6
Molecular function (GO): protein binding
Source: RefSeq, a predicted model, not a curated record
GCGGAUCUGAGGAUAACGUGCUGUGGAUAGCGAUGGCAGGGACCCACCAGAUCUGGGCUUUGUUCCUGGAUGAUGGGAAACUGCCAAAAGGAAGUGAGUCCAAGGCGGGGACGUGCGUCCGGUGGGCCGGCAGCGGCAGCGAGGAGAACCGGAACAACUCUUACCCGCACAAGGCCGGCUUCGCCCAACCUUCAGGCCUGGCUGCGGCCCCCGAGGAGCCCUGGAGCUGCCUGUACGUGGCCGACAGUGAGAGCUCCUCCAUCCGCACGCUGGCCCUGAAGGACGGAGCCGUCAAGAUGCUGGUCGGGGGGGAGAGGGAUCCACUGAACCUUUUUGCUUUCGGGGAUCUAGACGGCAAAGGAGUAGACGCCAAGCUGCAGCAUCCUCUCGGUGUGGCCUGGUCUCCUGAACAAAGCCUGCUCUAUGUGGCCGACUCCUACAACCACAAGAUCAAGGUGGUGGAUCCAAAGACAAAGCAGUGUAGCACGUUAGCAGGGACUGGAGAGGCUGCAGAUACUGCGGGCCCCGAGUUUAACACAUCCUGCUUCAAUGAACCUGGAGGAAUCUGCAUGGGGGACAACGGCAAAAUCCUCUAUGUGGCAGAUACCAACAACCACCAAAUCAAAGUGCUGGACCUGUCCUCCAAGACCGUUUCACUGUUCCCCAUCUCUACAGACUGCACUGACUCAGUACCUUCAAAGCCUACAAAAGCUCCUACGCUGCCGAAAUCGGCCGCCAGGAAGGAAAUGCCACCAGUGGUCGUGUCAGCUGGCCAGACUCUCGUCAUUUCGCUCACUCUGACGCUUCCCGAAGGAACCAAACUCACCGAGGACGCCCCCAGCUGCUGGACUCUCUCAGCUGAGGGUAACGAGUGGCUGCUAGACGAACCUGUGGUCACCGGUGACAUCAUGGAUCUGUCGAAGCCGCUCUCCAUCUCAACCAAACUUCCAGCAGUUAUAAAGGACUUGAGCAGCCACCCUAACCUCACUCUGAGCGUUUGGGUGUUCUACUGCAUGGAGACAGGUACAACUUGUAUGAUGAAAGCAGCCUGCUUCACCCAGCCCCUUCAAAUAAGUGCCGAUCCCAAAGAGGAGGAAAUCACUGUGGCGUUGGCUCAUGUUUUCUAAAAUCUCUUACAUGUUUUAUCCAGCCCAACACCCUUUUUGAGUUCAUUUUUUCUAGAAGAAAACAAUGAAUGUCACUUUUUUUAAGAAUGUGAUACAAACCUUAUUUUCAUCGGAAUUUCAAUUGAAACUACUCCGGAGCCCCCUCUAAGAAACAUAAUGCAUCAGUGCUGUGAGUGACAGUUAUUGGUAGGAAUGCAAAUAGUUACACCCCCAGGCAUGUUAUAAAGGACAGCAAAUACAACUGCUGCCUGAAUAAUUAUGUUUAUAUGAUGGUUUAUUUAUGCAAAAAUUCCUACAAGGACAGGCUGUACUAGGCUUCUGUAAGAAAACUGCCAACAUUUUCUAUUUUAUAUAAAACACUGUCACAGGGCUACAUUAAUGCAGAGAGUAAAAUAUAUCCUGUGGAUUUAACUUGCAACGUAUUAAGAAUAUUUAAUCAGCUGAUGAUGGUGUCAGUGGUGUCUAGACAUAAAAAAAGAUUAACAUUUAAUGAUGGAGGAUUCAAAAUACUUCCUAACAUAGCAAAGAAGAAGCCUGUAAUUAGCUUGAUAUUUUCACCUGAUCCACCAGAUGUGAAAUUCAAAGAGUACACGGUUUACAUUCCAAAUAAUUGUAAGCACAAAUUCUGGCAAAUACAAAUUAAAUGCCUUCUGUUCAAACAUAAAACAUAAAUUCUCACAAACAUUAAAGGAGCUUUUUCUUUUAGUCCAUUCAUAAUUCCAAAGUAGUUUCUCAUUCUGCUUUUGAAUGCUAAUGAGUUAUAACAAAGGGGGAAAAAAUAAAGAUCUUUUGAGGGUGAUAAAAUAACUUGCAGGGACUCAAGUAAAUACCAUCAUUAAUAUAUUUGAAACUUCAGGGUAUUAAACAAGUUUCUGCUAUUUCUAAUUGAAUAAUAUAUUGCCAUGUCUGUGUGUGGUUGCUUUAGUCAGCUUGAUGGUGCCUUCAGGCGCUCUAAUACAUCUUGCGUAAACAUUCAUCUACUGAAUGUCACUGAAGACAGACCAUUCAUUUUUACUUUACAAAGUUCACACAUGUAUGUUAAAGCUUUUUCCUGUCUCCUCUCCAUGUAUGACUGAUUAUACUUAUUAUUGCUAUUAUUCACACAACACAAGGAGCCCUUUUGCUUAAGUUAUCUAAGAAAGAAAAGUGCCUGUUUUUGAUAACUGGUGAACUUAUGACACCGAGUAACUGCUGCUUCUGCACUUUGAAGGAUAUUGAAUUAAGAAAAACAUCUUAAAAUCUCUCUAACAAGCAUUUAUCCGCUUCAUAUCCCCUCCUUAAAAGGGAACGCAACAAGAAAGAGAAGUAUGCUUUACCGUAACACACUGUGCUUUCUGUUGUGUAGCGUACAGUAACAUAAUCAUUUUCCCUUACUGGUUUUCUAAUUUAUGAGCUGUUGUCAGAAGAGGGUCUGAGAGUGCUUGGUUGAGCAUUUCUGUCAUCAUGUCUCACAACAUAAUUGUCAUUGUAGGAAUGUUUUUAUUUGGUUUGGAAGUGCCUUGCAAAAAAGCUGGUUACUGAAAGGACGGUGUGAAUGAGAUAAUCUAAACUGUAUCAAAAGCAAUAAAAACCCACCUCUUUAAUGGGAAAAGGUUUUAUUCCCACCAGAUAUUUAUUUCUAAUGAACUGCGAAAGAUUAUAGCUCAGCUGUUCUAUCCCUAUGGCGUUUUUUUAAUAAACAACAAUGAGCUUGA